Messenger RNA from Lates calcarifer (barramundi perch), 2590 nucleotides. RefSeq names its product optineurin (gene optn). The record is from RefSeq and is a predicted model, not a curated record. Gene Ontology annotation, biological process: protein localization to Golgi apparatus; regulation of canonical NF-kappaB signal transduction; Golgi ribbon formation. NCBI's taxonomy places the organism in Eukaryota, Metazoa, Chordata, Actinopteri, Centropomidae. The transcript is spliced from 13 exons. Gene Ontology annotation, cellular component: nucleus; cytoplasm; Golgi apparatus. Bases 167 to 1753 code for a protein of 528 amino acids. Gene Ontology annotation, molecular function: K63-linked polyubiquitin modification-dependent protein binding.
AUUCUUUCAUCGACCGGAAAUGCUCUGUUGCUGUUCGUGACUUGACGUUGCUACAAACCAGAAGCAGCAGUACAAGGUUGUACUUUGCUACCUGUCCGAGUGUUUCUAUGUCUUUUUUGGAGUGAACGCCCCGACUGUGUUUAGCUCCGGAGUUGACAGCAGCGUCAUGGCGUCUGGAGGCCCCAUGAUGAACGGCGACAUCUCUCGCUCUCCCAGUCAGUCUGGUACGCUGGAGGAAACCCUGCAGCAGAUGAACAUCCUCAUCCAGGAGAACCGAGACCUGAAAGAGGCGCUGCGUCAGACCAAUCUGACGAUGAAGGAGCGAUUCGAGGGUCUGACUGCAUGGCGGGAGAAGCAGCGGGAGGAGCGGGACUUCCUGGAGAGCAGGCUGGCAGAGGCUCGUGGCCGCAUGGAGGCGCUGACCCACCAAAACCAGGAGCUGAAUAAGAAACUGGAGGAGGCGGGGAGGGCAGGAGGAGCUCCAGGAGGAUGGCAGAGCACAGAGGUGGAAGCCCUCCGUGCCCAGGUCGCUCGCCUGCAGGCAGAAAAGAACGACCUGGUGGCCAUGAACUCUGAGCUGCAGCUGAAGGCGGAGCAGGACUCUCGGGAUGACUCCUUUAUCGAGAUCAUCAAGGUCUCGGAUGGAGGCGUCAGUGGUGUGAACGACAUGCAUGGCACAGAGCGCAGCAUGACAGCGUCCCGGUUGGACAGCGAGGAGUUGACGGUGAGCCAGUUGCUGCAGUCGCUGAGGAACGAGACUCAGCGAGCCGAUCGGCUGCAGGAGGAGCUUCGGGUUUCUGCUGCCAGGAUUAGGGAGCUGGAGGAGAGGAAGAGUGAUGUAGAGAAAUCAACACAGACGACCGAGCCAGAGACCAAGGAGGAUUCUGAGGAGGAGAAGGCAGCAUCUGAGGUGGAAAAUCUCAAGUCUCAGAUGAUGACACUGUUCAAAGAGCUGCAGCAGGCCCAGAGCAAGCUGGACGAAGCAGAAAGCAUGAAGAAGAACCUGCAGGACAGAUGCCGGGAGGUGGAGCAGGACGUGGUGACUCUGAAAGCUCAGCUGGUGGAGAAACAGGCCGUUCAGUCGGAGAACGACCGGCUGAAACUGCAGCUGGACAGCAUGCAGGCCCAGAGCCAGAUGGAGCAGAAGAAGGCUGGGGAGGAGAGAAACACCCUGGCCCAGCUGAAGGAUGCCUAUACCAAAUUGUUUGAAGACUACAAUGAGCUCAAAGAGGAGGAGAAGAAGAGAAAGUCUCUGAUGGUGCACAAGGACAUGUUGGACGAGCUGCAGGUGCGGCUGACCACUGCUGAGGAAGCCCUGGCUGUAAAACAGAGCAAGAUUGAUGACAUGAAGCAGGAGAUCUUCCAGAAGGAGAAGGAGCUGGAGACCAUAUCUGUUUUCCAGGCUCAGGCGGAGGUCUACUCCUCAGACUUCUACGCUGAGCGGGCAGCGAGGGAGAAACUCCAUGAGGAGAAGGAGCGCCUGGCUGCUCAGCUGGAGUAUGUGAAGAAGCAGAAUACCCAGCUGCAGGAGGAGAUGGACUCUCUGGGCCGGCAGUCACUGAACGAGAUGCAGAGGAGACAUGUGUCGCUGGGAGGAAAUCCACAUGGAGCCGGAGCAACUCUGGUUGGAAGAGGUACAGGUUCUGACUGGCAGCAUCAGGGAAACAUUCCCGAACAUGCCUGUCCCAAGUGCAAUGAGAUCCUGCCAGAUCUGGACUCCCUGCAGAUCCACAUCAUGGACUGCAUCAACUAGACCUCCGUCAUUAUAAGUAUCUACGACAACAGCAGCAACAUUAGCACCUUAAUCUGAGUCUUCCUCUGCUUUGACCUGUAUCCUCUUCCUCUGAUCCCUGUGACGGCACUCCACAGAUCCACUACAAGAUCAGGAAUAUUCACUGUAGGAUGGUAACACUUUGCUCUUGUCAGAAUUUAAGAAGAUUGACUUCAAAGCUGUACAGGAUGAUGAUGAUGGAAAUUAGUCUGAGAAGAAUUUGUCAUCUAUUUCUUGUAAACACAUUUAGAAUAGUGUAGGAAUAAUAUCAUAGGACACAUCCUCUUGUAGGUUUUGGGUCCACGCUGACUGGCACAUGGUCUGUUUGUUGCUGUAAUGAAUGAAAACAAGCUGAAGAUGAAAAUCCUCAAGGUAAAACAGAUCUGGAACAUCAAAACAGAAACUGCACGAACCCUUUGAUGAAAUUUCAGUUUGGUGCUGUCUGCCCGUCACACAUACAUUAAAUAAUCAACCAAAGUUGAGUCUUUACAAGUUGUAUUUGUUUAUCAAGUUUGUUGACAGUUUUGUCAUCAAUUUAAAAUUAUUUUAUGUAUUUUUUGCUUGGAAAUGAUAUUUUAACUCAUGAUUGGGUUUUUGGUGUUGGAGUAAAAAGGAGCAUGCACCACGUCGGCACUUUUAAUAUGAAGAUAUAUAUUUUAUUUUGACUCUGCAGAUGAUAUCUGGUAAUUAGAGUGCACUGUAUUUAAUGUGUUAAUCAGCCUGUGAGUGUAAGCAACAGCCUUUGGAUGGUAUAUGUAUGUGCAGGAGGCUCCAACAUCCUGCUGAUAAACAAUAAAUAAAAAUGAAAGUAUUUGUGAA